Pseudophryne corroboree (corroboree frog) is the source of this 1236-nucleotide messenger RNA. RefSeq lists its product as uncharacterized. The record is from RefSeq and is a predicted model, not a curated record. Bases 1 to 1140 code for a protein of 379 amino acids. Lineage: Eukaryota; Metazoa; Chordata; Amphibia; Anura; Myobatrachidae. The transcript has 4 exons.
AUGCAUACGCACGUGCGUACGUAUCGCGACAACGAUGAGCCUGGCUACAUCUGUCAGACGCAUGAAGCUGAAAAAGAAUUCUGCGUGGACCAGCCGAAAGCUUUAGAGGCCUUCGUAGGAGACUCCGUCACCUUCCCCUGCAGCUUUGUGUACCCAGCGAGCGAAGACAGAAUCUCAUCUGUAGAUGUCGCAGUGAAAGCAGACAGUGGACGUUUUUGUGGAAAUAAUGAGAAUGAAAUUUACAACACUGCCACAAUGUCCUCUUCCCGAGGUUAUGAAGGAAGAGUAUCUGUGAUGCUGGAUAGAGAAAACAGGAAUGCAUCAGUUACUAUACGUAACUUACAGAGUGGGGAAAGCAAAUAUUAUUGCUGCCGGAUGCAAAUCAAACUUCAGGAUGGCAACAUUGAAAUAUGGCAGCAUGCUGUAGGCACUUAUAUCAGAGUGAGAGGUGCGGAUGAGGGGAUUCUGGAGCAGCCACCGUUUAUCCCUGCUCUCGCUGGAGACACGGUGACUCUUCUCUCUCGAUUAAAAACCAAGAACAAUCCGAGUCUUAAUGUGACGGCCUGUCGUGUGCGGUGGGAUAGAGAGGACACUGGAUGUGGCAGUAACAGCUAUGACAUUAACUGCACCACGAGCCCCAAUAUUUUAUUCUCAAUCAACCACGUUAAUUCCUCCCACCAAGGCUGGUACUGCCUUUCCAUUGACUUCUCUACUGGUGAUGGGCCACGUUCUGCACAGAGAGAGACUGGAACACAACUUCUAAUUCUACAACCUGAAAAUACAUUAAAUAUCAGCCAGCCGCCAGAAGUUGUAUUCAAUAAUCCACUCAUUAUCAACUGCAGCUUUUCUGUACCAAACAAGAGAGUCAUUCUACAUUCUGCGGUCUACUGGAUGAUGGGAAACCCACGGGAGCACUUUGUGUUUCAUCCAGACCCGGACUACAUACACCCAGAUUAUAAGGGAAAGACCCAGCUGGUAGGUGACUCCGAUCUCCACUUAAAUGUGUCCAAUGUUCCAGAUAACACCACACUCUACUGUCGCGUUGUCAUAAAACGAUGUGCGUCUGGACAAGGAAAUCAGAUUGACACAAUCCUGGAGGAAGGUCCUGGAACACGUCUCAGAGUCCAUGGUAAGAAAUAAUCGUAGAAAAUACCAAAAUGUAAACUAGAACCAAACUGAUAGAUGGAAUCAAUCCAUUAAAAAAGGAAGCGUGGCUCAAUGAAUUAUAAUAAAAAA